Messenger RNA from Anopheles aquasalis, 2552 nucleotides. Its product is annotated as carboxypeptidase D-like. Gene Ontology annotation, biological process: peptide metabolic process; protein processing. Gene Ontology annotation, molecular function: metallocarboxypeptidase activity; zinc ion binding. The record is from RefSeq and is a predicted model, not a curated record. NCBI's taxonomy places the organism in Eukaryota, Metazoa, Arthropoda, Insecta, Diptera, Culicidae.
CAGAACAACGUGCUUUCCAAUAUGUUGGCCAUAUAAACAAAGGGAGAAACGCCGACCAGCGGCAUUAGGCAUCGAACAGUUGGUUUAGGUGGAUGCGUUACUCGCCGCCGCCGACGGAGUAGUGCGACCUCGUAGUGCUAUCGUUCGUCAUUGUAACAGAUCCAUCGAAUAUUAGCUUGUUGAAGGUGAGGAGCCAAUCAGUGCAGUUCGCUUGCUGUAUUCUUUUGCUGGAGUGCGUUUCCCAAAGUGUGUUGGUGUGUCAUUAGCGCAUUAGCUGGUUUGUUAGAGCUGACACGGAUAAACAAUAGUUUCGGAUUCACCAUCAACCGUCGUGCAUUGAGCGGGCAGGUGAUAACCAGAACGAGAUUUUAACCAGUGAUCUUUAGGUUGCAGAUAGGUGUAGUGACAAUUAAUCCGCCUGCAUCAAAGAUGCGGACAGUCAAGUCGGUCGCGGUAGUGAUCUGUUGGUGUGCGUUGAUCGGUCUCUUGCCAGAUGGCAUUGGCGCUGCCCAACCGGAAUCGAGUGCUACCGGUGAAGAGCGGAUCUUGCAGCGCAAAAGCGAUGACCCGAUCGGCGUACCCGAUGCUCAUUACCCUUACGACAACUCGUCGAUACUGCAGAAACAGCGUGCCUACCAGCCGGAUGUUGGCGAGCUGGAUUUCGUGUACCACAACCACGAUGAAAUGACGCGGUACCUGCGGGCGACUACGGCGCGCUACCCAAACCUUACGGCCCUCUACUCGAUCGGCAAGUCGGCUCAGGGCCGGGAUCUUUGGGUGCUCGUCGUAUCGGCGUCACCGUACGAGCACAUGCUCGGCAAACCGGACGUCAAGUACAUCGGUAACAUUCACGGUAAUGAGGCGGUCGGACGAGAACUGCUGCUACACUUGGCACAGUACCUGGUGUCGAGUUACGCCUCGGAUCCGUACAUCAAGUGGCUGCUCGAUAACACCCGCAUUCAUUUGCUGCCCUCACUCAACCCGGACGGCUACGCUGCGUCCAAGGAGGGCACAUGUGACGGUGGCCAGGGCAGGUACAACUCGCGCGGUUUCGAUUUGAACCGCAACUUCCCGGACUACUUCAAGCAGAAUAACAAGCGGUCUCAGCCGGAAACCGAAGCGGUGAAAGACUGGAUCUCCAAGAUACAGUUCGUGCUGAGCGGAUCGCUGCACGGGGGGGCGCUCGUCGUCAGCUAUCCCUACGACAACACACCCAAUGCCAAAAUUUGCCGUUCAUCGUCAACCUGUGCCGUCUUCCACAGCUACCUGUCGCAACCAUCGCUAACGCCCGAUGACGACGUGUUCAAGCACCUGUCACUGACGUAUGCCAACAACCAUGGCAAAAUGUCGCGCGGUGUUGCCUGCAAGACCGCGUCACCAUCCUUCGAGAAUGGCAUCACGAACGGGGCAGCCUGGUAUCCGCUCACCGGAGGCAUGCAGGAUUUCAACUACGUCUGGCACGGUUGCAUGGAGGUGACGCUCGAGGUGUCGUGCUGCAAGUUCCCACCGGCAUACGAGCUGCGGAAGUACUGGGACGAUAAUCAGCUGUCGCUGCUGAAAUUCCUGGCCGAGGUGCACCGCGGUGUGCAGGGUUUCAUUGUCGAUCCGACCGGCAAUCCGGUCGAGCGGGCCCAGCUCAAGAUCAAGGGCCGUGACAUCGGGUUCACCACGACCAAGUACGGCGAGUUUUGGCGGAUACUGAUGCCGGGCGUCUACAAGCUGGAGGUGUUUGCCGAUGGUUUUCUGCCGAAGGAGAUUGACUUUAUGAUCGUGGAGCAGCACCCGACGCUACUCAAUGUCACGCUGCAACCGUCAAAGCGGACAACGCAUACCAUUGUACAGAUGCCCUUUUCCUCCCCUAACACGCAAUCGGAAGUGAGUUUUGGCGACACCGAAACGGUGUCCAAUAUUGAAGGAGUAAAGGACCUAGUCCAGCUUCCUGUUACAAGCCCCGUGCAGCAGAUGCCCGAUGUAGCUGCCAGCGUGUCACUGCCCGCGAACACACCCAGCGGUGACGGCAAAACCGACGGUAUUAGCGCGAGUGGGGGUGAUCGUCUCAUAUUCACACCCUGAGCCGCUAUUCUAGUACGCUCUGACGCUGCCGUCGCCAUCGUUGUCGUCGUGGUCAUCGUUCCGUGGGGCUCGUGAUCGUUUAUGUUAGCUUAACCGCUGUAUCGUGUACAUAGUUCGAGAAACCGCCCCCGGACGGAAGCGUUAGCACUGGUUUUUAGUUUCAAAAGGUAUCAAAGGUGUCGGUAGUCAUAGGAUUCAUGCGACGGUUCUUUUGGGAUGCUCUGGUGUCAAGUACACGGUAAAAAAAAAGUUCAAACCUGUUACUCACCUUGCUUAAAUUUAUAGACAAGUUGCGAAUAAGUGUACCACUUAAGUCAAGUCACCCUUUUCUUUGAUUAGUUUAAACAUAUUUCUUGUUGUCCACGUUCCUAGAACGGACGUUCAAUGAGGUAAACAUAAUGACUGCCUUCGCCUACUAUAAAUCUUUUAGACCCAUGUAAAUAAAAAGCGAUGGUUCCAGUGCUUGAUUCUAGAACAGA